This is a messenger RNA of Caenorhabditis sp. 36 PRJEB53466, 936 nucleotides long. The record is from the annotation of a GenBank genome assembly. NCBI's taxonomy places the organism in Eukaryota, Metazoa, Nematoda, Chromadorea, Rhabditida, Rhabditidae.
AUGCAUCCUGCUAAGGCGAGCUCUUCGGUGAUUCCUUCGGAUCAACCUCCACUCUUUUCCAGACCAUCUCCGGACUGGUCUUGUUUUCCGCGUCUAUGAUUCUCGCGGUUUCUGCCCUCAGCAAUGAUGAUUUUCUUCUGAAGCCAGUCAGAAUACAUCUGCUUGCCAUCAUCCCACAACCAUCGUUUGCAGCACGUUCUUCCGGCUGCCGAGAAGGCCUAUCAUGCGGUGUAUCAUGAGUUGGACAGCAAGAGCACGAACGGCGCGACGAAGCCAGUGUUCGGACAGAUCUACGUGGCACUGAUCGAGGAUCAAUUCACGUUCGGCGGUGACAUGGACUCGUGGUCGAGUAAGAAGUUCGACAGAGGUGAUAGAGGCUGCAAGCCGUUGAUGGCCACGAAUGUGCAUCACAUGUGCAAUGAAAGCUACUUCCUAGUUCAUCAGGAUAUGGUCAAGUAAUUAAAAUCAGGUAGAGCAAAUGUACGGAAUGAUGGUUUCAGACUACAAAAAACUGCUUUCGGAGGAACUGGAGCAACGCCCGAUCUGGAAACCGUGUGCCGAAAAGAAGGAAGUGGCUUCGGAGCCGGUCCGGAUAAGCUCAUCUACAGAUACAACCACCGCGUCCUGAUGACUUAUAAGAAGUGAGUCCCUAAAAGUAUCCACUAAUUGUUCGAUGUCAACAGGAAUGUCGACGACAACAAGUGCAUCGGAACGUACGAUUCUCUGACCGACACGUUCACCUGCAUGUACAACGAUCCGAGCAAACCGGAGGACCACCGCUUCGUUCCUCUCGAAGUUCAGAAUUUUUUGUGGAAACAAGACGACGGAACAUUUGCUCGUGGAGCUGGAAAUGUAUGAGAAUUGCACAAAAUUGAAUUAUGAAUGAGUUUAUUUUAGGUGGAGGUCUUCUGCAAGCAAAUGCACUACAAAGAAUGA